AUGUCCGGCCAACUGCGCUUCGACGGCCAGGUCGUCGUCGUCACCGGAGCGGGCGGCGGUCUGGGUAAAGCCUACUGCACCUUCUUCGGCUCUCGAGGCGCCAGCGUCGUCGUCAAUGAUCUCGGCGCAUCUCACACUGGAGAGGGCAAGUCCGCAAAGGCUGCCGAUGUUGUGGUCGACGAGAUCAAGAAAGCCGGCGGCAAGGCCGUUGCCAACUACGAUUCGGUCGAGAACGGCGACAAGAUCAUCGAAACCGCCAUCAAGGCCUUCGGCCGCAUCGACAUCCUGAUCAACAAUGCCGGUAUUCUGCGGGAUAUCAGCUUCAAGAAUAUGAAGGAUGAGGACUGGGACCUCAUCUUCAAGGUCCACGUCAAGGGUGCCUACAAGUGUGCUAGAGCUGCUUGGCCCCAUUUCAGGAAACAAAAGUACGGCCGCGUUAUUAAUACGGCGUCGGCUGCUGGUCUGUACGGCAACUUUGGCCAGGCCAACUACUCUGCCGCUAAGCUGGCUAUGGUGGGCUUCACCGAGACCUUGGCCAAGGAGGGUAUCAAGUACAACAUUCUCGCCAAUGUCAUUGCUCCCGUAGCCGCCAGCCGCAUGACCGAGACAGUCAUGCCCCCAGAUGUGCUUGCCCUGAUGAAGCCUGAGUGGGUUGUGCCGCUGGUUGCCGUCCUGGUGCAUAAGGACAACACCAAGGAGACCGGAUCGAUCUUCGAGGUCGGUGGUGGCGCCGUCACAAAACUGAGAUGGGAGCGGUCAGGAGGACAGCUUCUGAAGGCCGACGACAGCUAUACCCCCAGUGCCGUCCUGAAGCAGUGGAAGCAGAUCACAGACUUCUCCAAGCCGCAGUAUCCAUCCGGUCCGAACGACUUUAUGUCAUUGCUCGAGGAGUCAAUGAAGAUGGGCCCUAGUCCUCAAGGAGAAAAGGUGGAUUUCACUGGCCGUGUCGCUCUUGUCACUGGAGGUGGCGCUGGUAUUGGACGGGCCUAUUCCUUGGCAUUUGCCAAGCACGGCGCAUCGGUCGUUGUCAAUGAUCUCGCAAAUCCCGACGAUGUCGUUAAUGAGAUCAAGAAGAUGGGCGGCAAGGCAGUGGGUGUUAAGGCCUCUGCCGAAGACGGAGACGCUGUCGUAAAGGCAGCGAUAGACGCAUUUGGGCGAAUUGAUAUCGUUAUCAACAACGCCGGCAUUCUGCGCGACAAGGCCUUCACAAAUAUGGAUGACAACCUAUGGGACCCUGUCAUGAACGUUCAUGCUCGUGGUACCUACAAGGUGACUAAGGCGGCCUGGCCUUACUUCCUCAAGCAGAAGUACGGCCGUGUUGUCAACACCACCUCAACCAGCGGUAUCUACGGAAACUUCGGUCAAGCCAACUACUCCGCGGCGAAAUGCGCCAUUCUCGGCUUCUCAAGAGCACUAGCUAUCGAGGGUUACAAAUACAACAUCUACGUCAAUACCAUCGCACCGAAUGCCGGUACUGCCAUGACAAGGACUAUUCUGCCCGAGGAGAUGGUUCAGGCUUUCAAGCCCGACUACAUUGCUCCUCUCGUCCUGGCUCUGUCCAGUGACAAGGUUCCUGAGAACCCUACUGGUGCUCUUUACGAAGUCGGCAGCGGCUGGGUUGGUGCGACGAGGUGGCAGCGGUCCGGAGGCUAUGGCUUCCCCGUCGAUGUGACCCUAACACCGGAAGAGGUCCUCAAGCACUGGAACGAGAUUGUCACCUUUGACGACCGGGCGGACCACCCCGAGAAGAUCCAGGAGAGCCUGCAGAAGAUCAUGUCUAACAUGGAAAACAAGUCCGGUGGAAAGUCCAAGAGUGACUCCGAGAGCAACCAGUACCUCGACGCCAUCCAAACCGCCCUAAAGGCCGAGUCCAAGGGAACUGGGUUCUCGUGGACAGAACGUGAUGCAAUGCUUUACAACCUAGGCAUUGGCGCGAAGCGCAGUGACCUGAAGUAUGUCUUUGAGGGUGCUGAGGACUUCCAAGUGAUCCCGACGUAUGGUGUCAUCCCGCCAUUCGAUGCCGAAACCCCCUUUAACCUGGAUGACCUCGUUCCCAAUUUCAGCCCCAUGAUGCUGCUGCACGGUGAGCAGUACCUCGAGGUCAGGAAGUACCCCGUCCCAACCGCGGCCAAGACACUCAGCUACGCCAAGCUGAUCGAGGUCGUCGACAAGGGCAACGCCGCGCUCGUCAAGUCGGGCGUGACGACUGUCCAUGCCGAGACCAAGGAGGAGCUCUUCUACAACGAGUCGACCGUGUUCCUGCGGGGCUGCGGCGGCUUCGGGGGCCAGAAGAAGCCCGCGGACCGCGGCGCGAGCACGGCGGCCAACAAGCCGCCGGCGCGCGCGCCCGACGUGGUCGUCGAGGAGGCGACGACCGAGGAGCAGGCGUGCAUCUACCGCCUCAGCGGCGACUACAACCCGCUGCACGUGGACCCGGCGUUCGCCAAGAUGGGCGGCUUCAAGGUGCCCAUCCUGCACGGCCUGUGCUUCUUCGGCAUCGCGGGCAAGGCCGUCUACGAGCGCUUUGGCCCCUUCAAGAACGUCAAGGUGCGCUUCGCCGGCUCGGUGCUGCCGGGCCAGACGCUGGUGACGGAGAUGUGGAAGGAGGGCGGCAAGGUCAUCUUCCAGACCAAGGUCAAGGAGACGGGCAAGCUGGCCAUUGGCGGCGCGGCUGCCGAGCUGGUUGACGGUGGUAAGGGAAGCAAGAUCUAA
Messenger RNA from Phaeoacremonium minimum UCRPA7, 2712 nucleotides. Its product is annotated as putative peroxisomal hydratase-dehydrogenase-epimerase protein. The coding region runs from base 1 to 2712 and encodes 903 amino acids. Gene Ontology annotation, molecular function: oxidoreductase activity. The record is from RefSeq and is a predicted model, not a curated record. Lineage: Eukaryota; Fungi; Ascomycota; Sordariomycetes; Togniniales; Togniniaceae. The transcript is spliced from 6 exons.